AUGACUUCUGUAGAAGCCAGUGAAAAGAAGAAUGAAAGUACCGUGUAUUUUAACCUAUAUGGCGAUAUGGAGCAAUUGUCAUCUAAACCCAAGGUCAAGUUUGGCAAUAAAGUUAGGAUAAGUAAAUAGAAAGGUGUUUGAUAAAUGCUUCACACCUAAUUGGACUGAAGAGAUAUUCCUGGUUGACAAAAUCCAAUCCACAAAUCCAAUUACCUACAGGUUAAAGGACCUCAACAAUGAGGAGAUACAAGAGACCUUUUACGAAUCUGAAUUACUGAGGGCAAAACAAGAUAUAUUCUGCAUUGAUAGUCAUUCGAAGGGAUUACAAAAAGAAACAAGCUUUAGUAUCUUAGAAAGGAUAUAACGAUGACUUCAAUUCUUGGAUUCCACCGAAUGGCUUACAAAAUUUACGUAACUAAUAUAUAGAUGGCUGAUUAUAUUGUAAAAUGUGUUGAAAAACUACAUUUAGAUAUUUGCGAUAAAGAAGAUGAACUAGAUGAGCUGUAUGAUCUUGCUGCAAUGAGGCAUAAACGAUCUCUGAUGAACAUAUAUGCGAAAAAAUCGAAAGAAGCUAUGGAUAACAACAUAAUACUGGCUGAUCUUCUUCGUGCAAUUUGUACUGAUAUCAUGAAUGGCAACUAUAAAACAUAUUUCAAUGUGACCAAAUGCAAGAUUAGUAGCAUCGGUGAGGUGAAAAAAGAG
This is a messenger RNA of Porites lobata, 702 nucleotides long. Lineage: Eukaryota; Metazoa; Cnidaria; Anthozoa; Scleractinia; Poritidae. The record is from the annotation of a GenBank genome assembly.